UUUAAAGAUGGCAUUUUCAUAUUGGUAUAUUUCCUCAAUUCAGUAUUUAUUCAGGUACCUUUUUUUCUAGAAUCACCAUUGUUCCUUUCGAGUUGAGUGAAAUUACAUUUUAAAUACACACGAUCUCCAAAUAAUCAUUUUAAAUACAUUUUACAAAUGAAGAGCGUAGGCCUUUCAAUUUGUUCCACUGCCGUUUAAUAACAUGGGCAAUUAAAUUUAACAGAUUGAUGCGAUUCAGUUGAAUUCAGUACAGAUAAUAGUGUGAUAAAGUAACGAAUACACCCUCACUGAUUAGAAGUGUUUCAUAAAUCAUUGCAAUGGCUUAUAGACAUAUUGGGUUUAUACUCCUUCUUUGGAUUUUUAAUGUCGGAAGUGAUCACAGAGAGGAGACAUAUGGAGGAUAUCCUUUUUGGGAAGACUGGAAACCGUCUCGAUACUCACUUGAUAUUUGGAUGAAAAUUGAAGAGAAGUCAUUUUUUGGAGAAGUUCGCAUAACAGGAACAGUUUUAAAAGACACGGAUAAACUGGGAUUUCACAGCAAAGUGAACAUUAAAGAUGGAUUUUAUUCAAUAAAAGACACUAAUACAAAAUUAAAUUUGAAUUUAGCAUCAGAAAAUGUCACUUGUGGGGUUAUUAUUUUUGUGUUAGAUCAAAUUAUAAGGAAAGAUGUUGAAUUUAUUCUCACAUUAAAAUACAGUGGUAAUAUGAAUGAACUAAAAGGACUGUAUAUGUCUUUUUAUGAAUUCAAUAAUGAAAAAAGAAAAGUAAUUAGUACAGAAUUUCAACCUAUGGGGGCCCGAUUGGUAUUUCCCUGUAUAGAUAUUCCUAGUUAUAAAGCAGUAUUUGAGAUUAAAUUGGGUAGGCCCCAGUCCAUGAAGGCUCUGUCAAACAUGCCAAUUAGAAACACAUCAGCUCCAGACCCAAAAAUAAAGGGUCAGGUAUGGGACACAUUCUACCCAACUCCAAAAAUGUCCACUUAUAAUGUGGCAUUUGUUAUAUUCGAUGACCUGGCGAGCGCAGAAUUUCCAAAAAACAACACUAUAUGGUAUCCAGAAGCAAUAAAAGAAAAUAUACUUUUACCAUCUGAAAUUAUGGCAGUUUUAUUAGAGGCAAUGGAAAACUACACUGGGAUAGAUUAUAAUCUACCAAAAAUGGAUCUUGUGCUGGUUCCCAACAAAAUAGUUGCUGCUAUGGAAAGUUGGGGUCUCAUCACAUGGAGCCAUAGAUUCCUGUUUUUAAAACGUGAAAUGUCUACAUUUGAUGACGAGUUAAAAUUUGUUCUUAUUAUGGCACACGAAAUUGCACAUCAGUGGUUUGGAAACCUUGUAACAUGCAGAUACUGGUGUUAUUUGUGGUUGAAUGAAGGCAUUACAUCAUACUUAAUGAAUCUGAUUGUGGACCAAUUAUUUCCAGAAUCAAAAGCAAUGGAAUUGUUUGUGUCAAUAAACAUGGAAAGUGUUAUAUCUGAUGAUUUCUAUAUGCCGUUUUCUUUGGUAGAAAAAAAAUUCUGUCAGGAUAGGAUUUUAAAAUAUACUACAUCUUUUAAUACAUAUUUAAAAGGUAGUGCUAUAACAAACAUGGUUGCUAACAUAAUAAUGAACAAUGGUUCAUUCAGACAAGGAUUGCAAACUUAUCUGAUGGAAAACCAAUUUGAUUCUGUCACAGAGAAAGAACUUUGGGGAGCAUUGCAGACCAAAAUGGGCAAUAAUUCAAUUCCUGACGGAGAAUCCCUUGAGUCAUUGAUGUAUGGUUGGACUCACAAUUAUGGAUUUCCUCUGCUGACAGUCUACAGACAUAAAAACGGUUCUCUCACUGUCAAACAGAAACCGUUUGAUAUGCCAAGAAAAAAUGGUGAUGUUGAAAGCCAUUGGUGGAUUCCCGUAACAUACACAACAUCAAAAGAGAGAAAUUUUGAAAAUGUUCAUCUCAAAGAGUGGCUUAGGCCAACCAAUGAAGCACAACCAGUUACACCAAUCUUAGCGGACGAUGAAUGGAUAAUUUUGAACCUUCAGAAAAUAGGCUAUUACAAAGUCAACUAUGAUCAAAGGACUUGGGAGCUGAUUGCUACAGAUUUAUUGAAUGAUAAUUUGGUCAAAAUUCACCCACUGAACCGGGCCCAAAUAAUAAAUGAUGCUAUUUUCCUUGCCAAUUCAAAACUUCUUAGUUACUCAACUUUCUUAAAUCUUUCAAGAUACCUAAAAAAUGAGGCCUAUUAUGCUCCACUCUACAAUGGUCUUUCGUUCAUUCUUGAGUUGGUUCAUUAUUCAAUGGGAACACCAGUUCACGACACCCUUAAAACAUACUACAAGUACAUUGUAUCUAAUGUGUACAAACGCGUUACAUCCAGAGGUUUCCGAGUCACCAAUUUAAUUAACUAUGCUCUCAAAAUGAUGAUUGUUAAAUACGGCUGUUCAUUAGAUUUCCAACACUGCAAGAAUCAAACUAAACAACUUCUCGAUGAUAUCAUGAAUAAUAGAAUUGAUGAAAAUCAGUUAAAUUCUGAACUGAGGAGUACUUUUUGGUGUACUGCAUCUAAAAUAGGAGAUGAGAAGGUGUUUAACUACAUUAAACAGAAAUAUAUCAAAGAGAAAAACUGGAAAUUAAAAGAAGAUUAUUUCAAUGCUCUUUUUUGUGUUAAAAACAAAGAGCUAUUUCAAAGGCUGUUGAAAGAUAUUUUAUAUAAAGCUGACUACUUGAAACAAGAAACCUUAACUAGCUUACUAUCAAAUCUUGUUUCUUCAGAUAGUUCAUGUUAUACAAUUGACUAUUAUUCUGAAAAUUUUGAUUCUCUUAAUUUACAUUUUGGAAAUGAAUCAGUAAAGGAGCAGCUUAAGAAAAUUAUUUCUAGCCGUACUGGGAAAAAAGAGUGUAAAGACAAAUUAGCAGAGCUGUUGGAACAAAAAUCCAUUAAUGUGGUCAUUUUGGAAAGGUUUUGGGACAGAAAGUAUGUAGCUGAAAUUACGUCCUGGUUUAAGAAUGCAGCCAUUGAUUUUGAAAUAAAAGAGGACAAUACUGAUAAAAGUGACACAAAUAUAUUUAUUGAUAACAACACAAAUUUUUUUAAAGUAAUUAAAUAACCUUGUUAGUAUGCUAUACUGCCAAAAAGUUUUAUUUGUAGUAAUAUGAUAAAUGCCAUAAAAACAUUGAUUAAGAAUUUUAUUUCCA
This is a messenger RNA of Cimex lectularius (bed bug), 3165 nucleotides long. RefSeq names its product aminopeptidase Ey-like. Gene Ontology annotation, biological process: peptide catabolic process; proteolysis. Bases 318 to 3077 code for a protein of 919 amino acids. The record is from RefSeq and is a predicted model, not a curated record. Gene Ontology annotation, cellular component: cytoplasm. Lineage: Eukaryota; Metazoa; Arthropoda; Insecta; Hemiptera; Cimicidae. The transcript is spliced from 15 exons. Gene Ontology annotation, molecular function: zinc ion binding; metalloaminopeptidase activity; peptide binding.